Messenger RNA from Uloborus diversus, 2384 nucleotides. Its product is annotated as sortilin-related receptor-like. Gene Ontology annotation, molecular function: protein binding. NCBI's taxonomy places the organism in Eukaryota, Metazoa, Arthropoda, Arachnida, Araneae, Uloboridae. The transcript has 11 exons. The coding region runs from base 39 to 1370 and encodes 443 amino acids. The record is from RefSeq and is a predicted model, not a curated record.
CUUCAGCACAACGUACACGGCAAAGAGCAUCACAUGUCAUGAGAGGAUUCUCUGACUAUAAAGCGCCAAUUAAAGCUGCCAGAGUACCCAAGGUGCCUUUUUUAUCUAUGAAUAUCUUUCCAAGUAAGAUAGAACUAUUUCAGUCUUGCCGGUCAUCUUUCGAUUGUCUUAUGUUCAUUGCUCACAGCAGAUGCGAUUGGACUGAAAGAUUGUGUAUGUGUGAAAAGUAUCACGUCCCCUUCAAUAAUACUAUGUGUUUGCCAUCUUCACUUUUAGGUUCCAGAUGUUUGUUAGAUAGCCAAUGUCGAAUGAAAGUUGCAAAUAGUCAAUGUGUAGACGGCAUGUGCCAAUGUGAAUUAGAUCAUAUCCCUUUGCGAAGAGAUAAGUGCAUUCCUCCCGCAAGACUUGGAGAAUAUUGUUUAAAUGACAGACAGUGUCAGUUAGCAGGAAGUUACACUCAUUGCAAAAUGAUAAUUCCACGAAUUUAUGGAAAAUGUGCCUGCCCUUACGGGUAUUACUAUAAUGAUGAAGGUCGAUGUUUACCUUAUUUGGGAAGUUUUUGUGAUAAACAUGUUGAUUGCGAGGAGGUUACUUCCAACUCAUUUUGUCAACGUACUGGAAAAUCAAAAGCGUUCUGUGAAUGCAAGGAUGGAUUUAAAAAGUCGCCAAAUAAAAUGAAAUGUGAACCUAUUCCAACACUUCCUCCUGUUCAACUUUUGGAUGCUUAUGAUAACGUUACCAUUGAAGAAGUUUCCUUAGGUAUGCCAUGCUACACGACGGAUCAAUGCCAAGGAAGCGAUCCAAAUAGCAUCUGCAAAAACGGAAAAUGCGAAUGUAUCGAUCCUGAUGACACCUGCAAUUCAAAACACCCAGGUUGUCCAAAAGAUACUUUUCAGUGUCGUAAUGGACAAUGCAUUUCUUGGUAUUAUGUCUGCGAUAAAUCUACAAGUUGUAGAGAUAAUAGUGAUGAAGACGUGUGUAUAAAACAUAAGUGUCCAAAAGAAGCUUUUCAAUGUGACGAUGGAACGUGUUUAUCCCGAUCGCAAGUAUGCAAUGAUUUGUGGGAAUGUCCAGAUGGAAGCGACGAAGCUAGAUGCUAUAAAGGCAUCAAAUGUGAUAAAAAUGCUUUCCAAUGCAAAAACGGACAAUGCAAGCCGCCAUAUGCACUAUGCAACGCAGUUCAAGACUGCGAUGAUGGUAGUGACGAAUUGGAUGAAGUUUGUUAUUAUGGAAAAAAGUGUCCCAAAGAGGGUUUUUUGUGCAAUAAUGGCCAUUGCAGAUCAACUGCUGUUUUGUGUAGCGGUCUAGAUGGAUGUGGAGACAACAGUGAUGAAACUAACUGUGAAGUCUGCCGUUGCAAGAAACCGUAGCUGAUGUCAGUAUAAACGAUGACCAAAAGCAUUCCGGAUCGGAGUUGAUAUUUUUAAGAAAAGACUGGAAUAAUCCUACUGGAAAGAUGUUCCUUUCUACAGUAACUUAUUUUGUGAUGUGUGUUACCACUUUUUCAUUGUCUGUGCCGUUGCAUUUAUUUGUAUCAUCUCAUCUAUGAGUUAAGGGGCUUGACCACGGAAGAUGGCGCGUGAACUCGAAGCGGAAAUGGAUCACUUCAUUUUGUAAUAGGUAGGAUCAGGAAGAACGCGAGAUUACUGCUUGCGCGUUCUCUUUCACGCGCCAUCUCUUCGUGGUCAAGCGUUCGUUGGUUUAAAUCAAAGAUGCGAAGAUUGGUUAUGUUCAACGUUUUUCAAAACCAAAACUGCCAUCGAAAAGUAGGAUAAAAUGCAAGUGAAUAUUAACCACCUACUUUUACGACAGUAUUACUCCUUCUAUAAUUAAAAAGGCUGAAUUCGUUACUGAAUUACCCGGGCCUGAAUUCCAGCACUGGGAUUUGUAUUUUUUCGAUGAGAUCAAGUUCAGGAAGUAAUAAGGUAACAAAUUUAGUUCUAAUUUAAAGGAUGUCUUUGUGUGACAAGAGAAGUCAGAAUGUAAUUUAAUGAUGUAUUGAUUGCGAAAAAAAAAAGCACUGCCAAAGUUUUAUUUAUUCAUUAUUUUAUAAUUUAAAUCGAAUUUUAUUCUUUUAAAUCAGGGGUCUUCAACCUUUUACACUUUAGGGGACCCUUUGAGCUUACCGUUUUAUUGAAGAAACCUCUCGAUGAGAUAUAAAAAAAAACUAUGUCAAGGCUUUAUUCCACUCAAAUUUACAAACGUCUUAAUAAGGUAAUUGAUAUAUUCUAUGUUAUUGCUAUCUGUAUUAUAUAAUAAGCAAAACAACAAAUAAAAUAUGUUUACAUUUGUUUCUAUAAAGAAACUGCCUUUAGAAAUUCAAUCUCUUAAAAAAAAAUUUUAAUUUUACUAAAAUGUUAUCUCUUUGUUUUAGAAAACAGUGA